GCAGGCUCUGCCCAGCCCCUCUUCUUGGUGGUGGGGGUGGGUUGGGGAGCAUGCCCUAAGCGCAUGCUCUGUUGUGGGCUGUGGGCUCCUCCUGAGUGGCCGGUCUCCCGCAGCUGCAGGGGUUCGUGCGCGGCCAGCAUUUGAGGCCAACAGGGACUGAGCUUGCCAGGAGAGGGCGUGGGGCCGUGGUGCGGAGCCUCUGGGGCCUUGAGGACCUGACGGGAUCACAUGAACUACCCUCUGCAGGUCAGGAGGUCCCCAUGCCCGGCCUGACACCAUCCUGAGGACCCGGUGGAGAGGCGGGGGGCGGGGGAGGCCUAAUGUCCAUGGGUCGGAGGGGAGCAGGUUCCAGACAACAAACCAACCUUGGAAAGCAGCACGGCAUCACUUCAGACGUGGCCCCGGCAGGGGCUGGGGAGGUCCACCGGCUUGAGCAGGGAAGUUCCAGGUCCCCUUGCGGCAGCAUAGCGGGUGGGAGAAGGGGGCCCCUCUCCCGACUCCCAGACCUGCAGGGGGACUGCUGCUCUGGGGCUCAGACACCAGGGGGCCCCGGAGAGCCGGCCUCUCCUCACUGGGCAGUGCAACCGGCUCUGAUGCUGAACUCGGCGGUUCUUGGGUCUGGGACAUCCACCUGGGAAGGGAUGAAGAUGAGCAACGGGAGCAGGUGGCGUGGGAGAGGUCGGGGUUGGGGCGGGUAGGAUGGGAUGGCGUGUGGAAAGCCGGGGGACCGGUAGGUGCUGUGGGGCUCGGGGUGCAGAGGGGUUGGGGUCACUGGGUGCUGAAGACGACGGACAGACUGUUGAGAAAUAGGAUGGGCGCUGGGGGGCGGUGUGGGAAGGAAGACGGGGUGCAGCGAGGAUGGGGGUGCUGGCUGGAAGAGGGGCUGCGCCUCCGAGAAGCCUGCCUUUGUCCCCUCCCUUCCCGUCUCCCGGGGGAAGAGCGUCCGCGUCUGCCCGCCCCCAAUGCUAGGGCGGAGGCCCCACGCAAAGCCCCGGCACCGCGGCUCCUCACUCGCUGCGGAGUCUCCACCACAAGCCCCUCCUUCCUGAUCAGCUGCGGUCCUUGGAGCGGCCACUUGGCCCGGGUUCCGACCGAGGCCCGAGGCUGGUUUUGCUCCCGAAGAUGAACUGGACGGCCGCCACGUGCUGGGCUCUGCUGCUGGCCGCCGCCUUCCUCUGCGACAGCGGCGCGGCCAAGGGCGGCAGGGGUGGGGCUCGCGGCAGCGCCCGGGGAGCUCUGCGCGGGGGUGCGCGCGGGGCCCCGAGGGUGCGAGUGAGGCCGGCUCCCCGUUAUGCCGGCUCCUCCCUGCGCGUGGCCGCGGGGGCGGCUGCGGGGGCGGCCGCAGGGGCGGCCGCCGGCCUGGCUGCGGGCUCAAGCUGGAGGAGGGCCUCGGGGCCUGGGGAGCGUGGCCUGGAAGACGACGAGGACGGGGCACCCAGUGGCAACGGAACGGGUGGCGGCAUCUACAGCUACCGGGCAUGGACUUCGGGCACUGGGCGCACGUGCGGCGCCCCCGUUUGCCUACUGCUGGGUGGUGCCCUUGGCGCCCUGGGGCUGCUACGGCCCUAGACCCAGCUGGGGCCGGCUGGGGCCCAGGGCAGAUCUGCCGCCCAGCCCACGCCCUCCUGGCAGGCCCUGAGGUCCACCGCAAAGGCCGUGCCUUCUGUCCGCUGCCCGCGGCCCCUAAGCCCAGAGGUGCUGCGUGGGCAACCCCUGUCCACAUCUGCCUGGGAGCUGCAGUCUCUCCUACCACCGCCUCCUGUCUAAACCUCUGCUCAAGCCCCUCCCCACCUCCCACCUCCCACCUCCCAGGCCACCAGCCCCCCCCCCCUACCCCCGGAGGUCAGGGUCACCCCCAGCCGAAAGGCAGGUGUUCUGCAGUCCCUGUACCAGCCCUGCCAGCUGCCCACCUCCGUCCAGAGCUGGUCAAGGAGAGGUGCCAGGACCAGGCUGCUCGGGCCACUCAGCUCCCCUAACCCCACCCUGGACACUUGAGAGGUGUGGACAGUGCUGACCACCAGGCAGAGAGGUGGGCCUUCAAGCUGGGCUUGUUUCUGCCACAGCCCUGAGGAUAUGGUGGCCUCUCCCGCAGAAGCGGCCCCCCUGCACAAAGGACUUGAGGAUGGGGGGAGACGGAGCGUGCUAGCCGCCUGUGCAGAGGCCAGCGUGUGGAUUUGAGAGCCCGAGCAUGGCCCCGUGGUUUUCCAAUGGCUCCCAGGACACCCUCGCCCAUAGGAACUGCCUGGAACACUGCCGCCCGCCUUCAGCCCAGAGGCAGUGACCCCCUCCGGGCAGACACUCAGCAAGACCCACUGCCAGGGGCUCCCUUAGAGCCACUUUGCCCUGACUUGAAACAAGUCACUUCACUCUUCCUGGACCUAUUUUGGAAAAACAAAACAAAACACUGUUUAAACUUCAAGUUUUCCGUUUCCUCUGAGCUCCAGGUCCACGUUCCCAGCGGAGCGCCUGCCUGUCCUCGGGCAGCAGCUGCUUCCUCCCUGGAGAGCGGCUGUGGUGGGCGGCCCCUCCGCUGAGGGCAAGGUGCCACGGAGGACCUGGGGUUCCAGUCAGGCCCACAGCAGGCCUGGCCCCAAGGAAGGUCCCGAAGGCAGGCCAGCCACACCGGGGCCCAGCGACCAGCAAGGACUGCCCGAGGGGAGGGCGCCUGUCCACCAGAGGACAGCACAAGAGCAGCUGAGUGUCCCCCAAGCCCCGAGGGCCGUCAGGACACAGCCCCGAGCAGCCUCUGACCAGGGUCUGCCUCUGGCAUCCAGCGCCAACCUGCGUGCCAGUCAGGCCAGCUCUUUGCCUCUCGGGUGCCUUCCCCUCAAGGCCAGCCUGGUCCACUGGGGGCCUCUGCUGGCUCCCUCCGGCCUGAGAGCCUCGGUCAGCAGGACAGCUCUGCUCCGGGGCCUGGCUCCCCUGUGCUCACCGGAGCAUCACCCUCAGCUGGGCUGCCUCCUGGAAUCUGCCCUCACCAGCUAGCCAGGCUGCAGGGCCUCUGGACCGGCAUCCCCUGCAAGCCCUGCCACCUCUGCCCCCGCAGGUGGCACAUGGCUCCAGUUAAGGUGGGUCUCGAGCUGUCCUCGCGACCUGGACCAAACAUUUUCCUCCAAAGCGCCAGGCGCUAAGCUGCAGAGCGCCUCCCCACCAGCCUGUGUCCACACUGCCAGCACUCUCGGGUGGGGCGCCCAGAUGCCCUCCGUACCCCAGACCAAGCUCAAUGCUCCCAAGACCAGCGGCCAGUGGCCAAGCCCUGGCCAGGGCCUUAGAUAUAGCAUGACCACAUCAGAGUCUUGAACAAGGGACCCGUCAGGGCAGCUUCUUAGGCGACUGAGGUCUCCCUGGCGGGCCCAGCCUGGCUAUGCUCUGCCUCGGACACCCACCCAGACAAACGGCGGCUGGUCCCAACCCUCAGGCCACCCUGCCGUGUGAGCUGCUGGCAUGCUCCGGAUGUUACAGAAAUAUUCGCAUCGAGCUAUUCCGCACGCCAGCCUGCAACACUUCCCACCUGCACUGGCCAGGGUUCCAGCAAGAGGCAGGCGGUGCUGGGGGUGGGUCACCUCAGGACAGGCAAGCGCAAGGGGUCUGGGGCAGCAUGGGGGCAGCGGGACCUGGGAGGGCGCCUACAGGAAGGGGAGGUGCCCUGCAGACUCUAGGAAGGUUGUGCCGCCACGAACACAGACGGGCUGCAGCUGCUGACCAGAUGCGGCCCGCCCACCCCCGCCACCCUUCCAGAACGGGGUGGGUAACGCUCCUGAGCCCUUCAGAUGCAGGCACGAGGCUGGGCGCUGCCUGGGGGAAUGACCCCGCUGUCCCAUUAGCUAGAAGGUGCUGGGAGGCAGUGGGAAGGCCAGCUGGGCUGUGAGCAGAGUGGCCCCAGGCACCGAGCGGACAGGUCCCUGGGUUCUGCCACAGCCACUCGGGACCUCAUGUCUGUGUGUGCGCACGUCUCAGUCGUGAAAUAAACACUGUGCUGGCAA
Molecule: messenger RNA, 3983 nt
Organism: Sus scrofa (pig)
Lineage: Eukaryota; Metazoa; Chordata; Mammalia; Artiodactyla; Suidae
Gene: SPRN
Product: shadow of prion protein
Biological process (GO): protein import into nucleus
Cellular component (GO): membrane; nucleus
Molecular function (GO): nucleic acid binding
Source: RefSeq, a predicted model, not a curated record